CAACUAUUCUUCAAAUCUAUAAAAAUAAUUAUGAAUUAUCUUCCUAUGAAGCUACUAAUUAUAAUCAAGAUAAUAUGAAUAAUAAUGAUGAUUUGUGUUUAGAUUAUAUUUAUAGAAAAAAACAAAGAAUUAAUCAACAAAAUAAAGUUGAGUUAUAUCUAGAAGCUCUUCGA
Molecule: messenger RNA, 173 nt
Organism: Scutellospora calospora
Lineage: Eukaryota; Fungi; Glomeromycota; Glomeromycetes; Diversisporales; Gigasporaceae
Source: the annotation of a GenBank genome assembly